Messenger RNA from Symbiodinium natans, 327 nucleotides. Lineage: Eukaryota; Dinophyceae; Suessiales; Symbiodiniaceae. The record is from the annotation of a GenBank genome assembly.
AUGCCGCCCGCCUCACCAAAGCGGCUGAAGAGCAGUCAAAGCAGUCGAAGCCAACAAAGCCUGCCGCCGGCUGAGUCCCGAGCGCAGACGCCCGGCAGCCUCCGCCAUGCCGCCGUCCUGGGAUCCAAGAGGUCCUCCAUCCACUCCACAAGUGACGACUCACUGGGCCCUGGCAGGGUGCAGUCUCCCUUGGCAGAUCUGCGCCCGGUGGUCGUGGCACCCUCCUUGCCGCCGAUGAUUCCGCAUGCCUGGGCGGGAGACCCCGACGACCCGCAAUUCAAGGCCCCAAGCUUCGAGACGAUUGGCAUCUGGGACAGCACUUCGUAG